AUGUCUCUCGUAGCGAAAGCUGGGAACUUACCUAACGAUACCAAAAUUAAAUUAAGAUCGGAAGCUUGCCAACUAAUGAUUUAUUCCUUAAUGAAAUUACCCAUUGAUAUAUCAGUCGCAAAAGAAACUCUUCAGGUAGCUUUACGAAAUGAAACUCGUUCUAGGGAAAUGUUAGAUUUGGCCGCUGAACUGUAUCUGAAGUACAAAUCCAAAACUAGCUGCGGUCUGAACAAUCCUAAGGAUGGUGUUUCAUAUUACCUGGAAUUUCUUUCCGAAGCUAUGCUAAUUUACUGUAGUAUUUGUGAAAAUGCUCUAGCUAAGCGACAGUUCGAUCAAGCUUUUGAUUAUUUUGCCAAAGCAGAGAAUAUAAAGAAGGAUCUCCCUUGUCUGGGAAAAAAACUAGUAGCAAUAAGUUACAACUUUGGAGUUGAUAUGUUUGAUAGCCAAAACUAUAAACAAAGCGUCAAGUGGCUACAGAAAUCUCGAUACCUUGCUAAAUAUUUGUACGACCUGGAGGGUAGUAAGAAGGCUAGAAUAUUACGUUUACUUGCGAAUGCAUACAUUCAUUGGGAUAUUGAAGAGUACUAUGAAAUGGCAUGGAAUGCCGUAGCUGUUGAGUUGGCAUUUAACCUUCCAGAUAUGACAAUCAAUAUGGGGCUCAGCUUUUUGGAAUUAGUGAAGAGUCACGACAAUUUGUAUACUGUUGCCAAUGCGAUACUUCGAAUGCUCUGUAUCAGAUUUGAUAGUUCGAUGAAGGUUAUAAUGGUAAAAAUUGCUUUAUUGGAACGUCUUAUUAACGGAGGAGAAUUACAUGAGGCAAAACAGUUGGUAGAAGGAUUGGUUGAAGAGCAAAAUAAGAAAAAUAAGAUAACGUCACAAAUGCUAAAGAAACUGAAAUUCCUUUUACAGAAUCAAGCAUAUCAGUUCUACCAAGCUGGUAAAUUCUCUGAGGCAACUGAAUGGUAUAACUUCUGUUUGCACCUAGCCAAGGAGAGUGAAAUGGAAUUAAUUCUUAGUUUGCUGAUUAAUUUAAGCUGCUGUCAUAUCAUGCGAAAAGAAUUUAAUGAGGCUCAAAAAGCCGUUGAUAAAGGAAAAAAUAUUCAGCCUAGCUGUCCUUUUAUGUAUUAUCUAGAAGCCAAGAUUGGAUUAAUGGCCAAUGACAGCGAAAAAGUGAUGAACGCGCUUUCAGAUCUUGUGAAUUUAGAAGUAAAUAAAAAAGAAGAUAAAUUUGGGCUAGUUUGUGUUAUACUGCAAAUAUCAAUGAAGCAAAAUAGUUUAGACGUAGUGGGAAAAGCCUUACAUUACUUGACGGCCUCAAACUCCUUGGACUAUCAGAAUUUAAUAGUACUCUUAAAAUUUUAUAUAAUGUUGCUGUUGAAAGCUAAUUGGAGAAUACGAGAUUGCUGCGAGAAUAUUAUUUACUGCUUUGAUGAAGCUCAUAAGAUUAUGCUAAAUAGUCUUUCCAGCCAGAAAGUAAAUUUAUCUAAUGAUGCAGUCUGGUUCAUGAAAGCAGCAUGGAAUAUGGCAUUGAAGAAUCGUAAAUUAGCCACAGUGGAACAACUAAAUCGAUAUUUUGUUCUGUCGUACCAGAGGCGAAUGCUAGUCAGUAUUACAGAGAUUGGAACGAAAUUUUUCCAGAAUAGGCGUAUUCUAACAAAACUCAAUGAUGAUUUCGACAAAUCGAUGAAAAAUUUAACGAUCCUUAUGUUGCUUUACGAAAUUGAAGCUUUUGCAAAGCUUGAUGACUUAGAAAACUUAAUGAAACCUCUAGAUACUCUAUUAGAUUUAAGCUUGGAUGUUCCAGUUUUAAGCCAUAUUGCAGCUAUUAUGCGAACUUUCGAUCUAUCCGAAAAAUACGUAAUCCCGCAAUUAAAGAUUUUAGACUGUAUUUACCGACUGUGCUUACCAAAUGAAAAUGAUAAUGAUAAAUUCAAAAGCUUAUGCAUACUUCAGCGUUCAAUCCUUACUUCCCUAAUAGACAAGAACUUUACAGAUAUUAAUAUUUCUGAUUUAUUAUGGAGCAAACUGAAGCAAUUUUUGGAUGUAGUGAUUAAAAGACGAAAGGCAGCUGCUACUUUAUACUUAAAAUUUAUUUCGGAACAUGUUCCGGAUAUGGGAACUUUACCUACUUAA
Molecule: messenger RNA, 2133 nt
Organism: Trichoplax adhaerens
Lineage: Eukaryota; Metazoa; Placozoa; Uniplacotomia; Trichoplacea; Trichoplacidae
Exons: 25
Coding region: 1-2133 (710 amino acids)
Biological process (GO): meiotic cell cycle
Molecular function (GO): protein binding
Source: RefSeq, a predicted model, not a curated record